CCGUAUGCAAAUGCAGAAUUAUUCGAUAAAUUAAAUCGAAAGCAGACGGAGACAAUUUGUAGUAGUUUAUUUUUUGGCUAGUUAGGAAAAUUCGCCUAAACAUGGACGAAAAAGUUGCUAAUUUGGAUAAACUGGAAGAAACCGAAGUUAAAAUACCCAACAAACGAUCACCACCGAAAGACAAAUAUUUCAUAGCCGCCAUACUGCUAUUUUUUCUCGGUCUAGUAAACCAAUUACCAACGCAUUUCUUCCUCGUCGCCAGCGAUUACUGGAUGUACAAAUUCCGGGACCCGAAGAACGCCACCUACGACCUGGACCACAAGACCUACUACCAGAAAAUGUUCAUCUCAGUCAGCCUGGCCGUUCCGGGAUUCCCCUGUUUACUAGCCGCCUAUCUCUCGGCGAAAUUCGCCUUCCGGAUCGAAGUCAGGACGAGAUUUUUAAUGACAUUAGGCAUCAUCAGCUUCUUCUUCGUGGCCUUCACUCUGUGCAUUAAAAUCAACACCGACGCUUGGCAAACUGAAUUUUUCGUAGCUUCGAUAUUCGUUAUAACAGUGAUAUCUUUGUGUCAUCCAUUGUACAACGUCACGAUGAACGCGUUCAUGUCGAAAUUCCCUUCGGGUCUGAUCAAAAUGACGAUGUACGGCUCGGCGAUGUCGGGAAUAGCCAGCACGUGUUUGCAGAUCUUCUCCAUCUCCAUCAGCCACAAUUCCACCGACAUAGCCAUGAUAUAUUUCUCGCUCGGCAGCGUUCUGAUACUCUUCACCCUCUUCCUUUGCUACGUGAUGAACCGCUCGCCCGUGGUGCAGUACUAUUGGCUGGAGGACCAGGGGAAACACGUCGUGCCCAGUCAUACUUUGAAGGAUUUUAAGAACGUCGCCGUGCAAAUUUGGCCUUUGAUUCUGAUUCUAGUCAUAAAGAUUAGUACCACAGGCAUGGGUCAUUCGAAUAUAACCAAUUUGGUGGUGUCGCAAGGGUACGAGGACCACAAGGACGAAUUGUGGUACAGUAAAUAUUUUACACCGACUGUAACCUAUUUGGGAUACAGCAUUUUUAGCUUAAUCGGAAGGUUUUUUGGUCAUGCGUACAUAACGAGAAAAAACUCGCAUUGGUUCAUUAUUUUGACCAGUGUAAGAGCCUUCGUAUUGGGACCGAUGUUUUUGUUCUGCAAUGCCCAGCCCAGGCACCAUUUGCCCGUUAUUUUCAAAUACGAUUUCGAAUACAUGAUACUACUCUAUGUGUACGGCUGGUCGGAAUCCUUCAUUAUGACAACGCAUAUACUCAGCACACCCACCAUGUCUGGAGAUCAAUCAGAAGUAGCUUUCGUUUUGAUUCAAGUCGUUUCAAACACCAUGAGCACCAUAGCUAGUUUCGUGGAUCCUUUCUAUGUGAAACUGCUUUAAUAAAGUGUAAAAUCAGAUAAUUAGUGCAUUCGGGGUAUCGGAAUUUUGCACCAAAAUUGGGGUACUUUACUCUUGAGAAUAGAGUUGUAGGCAAUUCCUGCAUGGAAAAAUACAGGCAAAUUUGGUGUUGAGUUCCGGUGCAGUGUAUUUUCUUGUAGCGCCACUGCACCCAAAAUGGU
This is a messenger RNA of Phyllotreta striolata, 1582 nucleotides long. The record is from the annotation of a GenBank genome assembly. NCBI's taxonomy places the organism in Eukaryota, Metazoa, Arthropoda, Insecta, Coleoptera, Chrysomelidae.